This is a messenger RNA of Ruditapes philippinarum (Manila clam), 1879 nucleotides long. RefSeq lists its product as uncharacterized. Lineage: Eukaryota; Metazoa; Mollusca; Bivalvia; Venerida; Veneridae. The transcript has 3 exons. The record is from RefSeq and is a predicted model, not a curated record. The coding region runs from base 155 to 931 and encodes 258 amino acids. Gene Ontology annotation, cellular component: membrane.
UGCAAGACGUACUGCAACCUGAAUUCAGUUAUCCCGGAAACAUUCCGAAUAUUAACAGUGUAUAUUUUCAGAAAAUGCAAAAUGCGUAGUUGAGUAAUAGUGGCGCUGUGAGUUAACUGAUUAUUUUUCGUUGCCGGAACUAAUACGUAAAAAAAUGGCGAAUAAUACAUUUUCUACAAGUUCUGUGAGUCUGAAAAUCGGCUUUUUAAUAUUGUUAGUUAUUAUGAUAGUUCACAUAAUUGGAUUUUCUAUACCAAGAUGGAUUACAUUCGAAAUAAAUUUUAGACUGCGCUACCCCGAAUCUGCAUAUCACGGCGGUCUCUGGCAACACUGCGUAUGUGCUUCCGUUAUAAAAUCUGGUGCGUGCCUUUGUGUCUCAAGGACAAAUGAUCCAGAAUGGUUUAAGAUUGUGCAAGCUACAGAAACACUUGGUCUCAUUGGUCUGGUUUUAUCGGUGUUUAUAUCUGCAUUCAUGCUGUUCUACAAACAAAACAAACGCCACAAGACUCUUAACAUCUGCUGUAUGAUAUUGUCAGGUGUGUUGAUUUUCAUUGGUCUGACCUUGUUUGGCAUCAAGUCUAGGGAAUCUUUGGACGCAUUUAAUACAUCUGCCAGCCGUAUCUACGAUGAAAUUCCCGUGGGAAAAUUAAGUUAUGCCUAUAUUCUCUGUAUUAUUGCGGGAUUUCUCUGUAUAUUUGUGUGCACGCCUCUCUUUUUCUACGACUUGUACUCGCACAGAUCACCGCUGCCUGAAACACAAGUUUAUUAUACACCUCGAGGUCAAAUUCAUGUUCCUCAGCACGGAAGUACAUUUGGUGGUCAACAACCAGUAGGCUUGGCACCAAUACCGAUGCAGGCGCAGUGGGGACCACCGCCCGCGUAUGAACAGUACUACCAACCUGACAAUAGUGGAAUACCGUAUAAAUCGUAACCAUUUUUCUACAUUCACAAAGAAAGAGACGUAAUGGCUGUUAUAAUCAACGUAGAUUGUUUCCUGGAAAGCACAUAAUCCUGUUACAAAAUGCGAAAUACAGAGAUGUUUUACUUGUCCUUCAUAUUUUGUUGUAGUUUAGGUGUACGUGCUAAAAGGUUUUACCUUUUAACACAGGGAUCAUAAAGCUUCGAGGCCUAAUAAUAGUAUGAUAGUGUUUGUUCUUAUAAAGUAAGUACCUGGUCAAGAAACGGGCUCAGAUAAGGCCCAGCCACAAUCGUGCAGAAAAAUAUAUGUUAAAACUAAUAAAUCAAGUCUUUAAUUGUUAGGGACGUAGACCGGGUAGCAUAAUAAAAUAGUUUUGCAAAGUUAUUGCAACAAUUUCACCUUAUUGUUUUGCUUAUAAACCAAAGUUAGAAGGCAACUUUGAAUUUUGAGAUUUUUUGUUAAUACUUUUAAACUACCAGUCCGAGUGAGGUCAUUCAAAAUGAUGCUCGAUUCUACCUUCAAAAGACUACAUCACGCUUAAAAAGGACAUAACUACAGUGAAUUUUUUAUAUUCUGUCAAGACAACCAGUAGGUGCUCGUUUGAAACAAAUAUAUAUAUCAUUUAAAUGAAAAUAUUUUUUAUGAAACACCAAAAAUAAAGUUGGUCAAGGCAUAUUUUUCUUUGUACAGUUUUAGGAAGAUGUUUGUUCUUAUACAGUAAUUUUACUGUAUACUUAAGUAACACCUAAUUAUAUGGUUGAUCGUAUGUUGGUCAUAUGCAGAAGGAACAGACAACAUAGAGGAAUCUUUCCUGUCGUAUAAUGUACACACGUGUAUUAUAAUAAUAUACAUGAUAUAAAGUUUUUAUAUCUCAUCUUGUUUCUUUACCUAUGUAAUAUGCAUUUAACAUGUAGGAUACAUUUCAUUUGUUUACUAAAACAUAUGGACGCUUUAAAAUAG